AUGUCUCCCAUAAUAGGGGCGGUCAUUGUACUCUCCAUUGCGGCCUAUCUAAUCCGGCGGAGACACAGAAAGGGCCUGCCACCCAGCCCGCCUGGCUUCCCCCUCCUCGGGAACCUGCGGCAGCUCCGUGAAGGGGCCCUCCAUCUCAUUCUGUCUGGAUGGAGCCGCACAUACGGCGACUUUUUCUCCUACCAUGCCGGUACUCAACCUGUAUUCGUCGUCAGCUCCGCUCAUGCCUUUGAUGAGCUGUUUAAUAAAAAGGGCGCACUGUACAACUCGAGACCUCAGACUUCAAAACAAACUCGUCGCGUGACUGGGGAUUCCAGAGGUGUUGCGUUGCCCUACGGCGAGCCUUGGAAAGACAGAAGAAGAGUUUUGCAGUCGCUCUUGAGUGGGCAGAACACCAAGAUGUUCCAGCCGUACCAAGACUAUGAGAGCAAGAUUGUUCUGGUUAACCUUUUGAAUCAACCGGAGACGUUUUUCAAGGAGGCGGCAAGAUACGCGAGCAGCGUCAACUUUAGCAUGCUACUUGGUGCACGCUUUGAGAAUUCCGACUCCUUCGUUCCAACCAGGAUUCGAGAGGAGAUGAUUCUUUUUUGGCAACAUAUUUCACCCGGAGUGUGGGUCACAGACUGGUUCUCCUUCCUCGACUACUUACCUCCGGCCCUUGCCCCCUGGAGGAAGAGAGCAGACUGGAUGCACCGCCGCUGGGUAAGCUUCUGGUCCCUGUUCUUCGAUCGAAUGAAUGAACGACACAAGAAGGGCAUUGCCCAAGACUGCUUCAUGGCUCGUUUCCUCGACGAUCCCGAUGUUGGACGCUGGAGCCAUAUGGACUCGGUUGGCAUCGUUGCUGAAAUUCUUUCGGCCGGGUCUGAGACCACCAUCGCCUCGGUUCAAUGGUUCUUUCGAGCGGCGAUAUAUUUUCCAGACGCGGCCAAGAGGGCCCAGCAAGAGAUCGAUGCGGUCGUCGGCCCAGACAGACUGCCCGAGUGGCAGGACCGGCCGAACCUGCCCUAUGUCGAAGCUCUUAUCCAGGAGUUGCAUCGCUGGGCUUCCGUCAGCCCACUUGCUGUGCCGCAUGCUACGACAGAGGCAGAUGUGUACAGGGGGUACAGGGUGCCCAAGGGCGCCACCGUCAUGGCGAAUACCUACGCCGUCCACCACGAUCCCAAUUCCUACCAGGAACCCCAUCGGUUCCUCCCCGAGCGGUUUCUCCGUGACGGCCAUCCGUUCCGGGCCAAAGAAAUGGCGAGUUUGUCCAACCAUUUUGCCUUUGGAGUUGGACGCCGGGCCUGUCCCGGGCAACAAGUUGCCAACGCCAGCCUCUACAUUGUUUUAAGUCGUAUCCUCUGGGGGUUUGAUAUCUCGGCAGCGUCCACCGGCCCACCUCGUCUGGAAACAGUCCCAUCCCCGCUCGUGGUUGCGCUCGCACCUUUCGAGUGUUCUGUGACACCGCGCAGUGAAAAGGUGCGACAGUUUAUUAGGAAGCAGUCCGAAGGGCUGACGCCGCCUCCGGAGCUCGAGUCUGCUUCUGUGUAUGGGCAGCUUGUGGCCGAGUGGGAUGAAAGUCACCGCCGAUGA
Molecule: messenger RNA, 1581 nt
Organism: Aspergillus calidoustus
Lineage: Eukaryota; Fungi; Ascomycota; Eurotiomycetes; Eurotiales; Aspergillaceae
Source: the annotation of a GenBank genome assembly